Molecule: messenger RNA, 1916 nt
Organism: Rhagoletis zephyria (snowberry fruit fly)
Lineage: Eukaryota; Metazoa; Arthropoda; Insecta; Diptera; Tephritidae
Source: RefSeq, a predicted model, not a curated record
GAUUCGAGUAUUUCGUGGAAGAAACUGAAUUGGUUUGAUAGCUAGGGUUAUUUGAGUGAAUGGACGAGCGUGAGAGUGAAGAAAUAGUGCCAGGAGGAUUAAGACUGCUGAACUCGAACCUCGUUGGGUCUCUCUUCACCCAAAUAGACACAGGCAUUUCAUAUCCGGUGGACUUCGUGCCCACCGAUUAUUUUAACAGGUGCACGGCUAGGGUGUUUGCGACAUUAAGACACGAGGAAAAUUCGCAAUCUUCGGUUAGAAUAACUAACGAGGUAGCCAUUAACUCGUCAAACAAUACCCUUAGUUUCUCUCGAAAACUAGACGAGAUUUUAGAAAUGUCAGAGCAGGACGAGCUGAAUAUGCCACCUAGUGACGCUGCCGCGGGUAGUUCGAAGUCCGCAGGUGGAGGACCUAGGUCGUCUGAAGUCAAUACUGAGCAGCUGAGCCGAAUGAUGGCUAUGAUGGCGCAAAACAGUGAUAUGUUAGCUCAAUGUAUGACUGAGGUCCACCACAUGCGAGGCAACAUGUCGAACAUAAACGAACGUUUAGCUGGUGUGGAAGCUUCGACACACGCACAACCAACCAGGGCAGGCAUGGCGUCAACACCAGAAAAUCGAAGCGAGAGGCCAAUAGACGUAGAACGGAGCCGAGAUGAGGGCAGAGCUAGUGGACAAAGCAGUUCGAAUGCGCUUAAUGAGUCCAGAAAUCUUAAGAAAAUUGACCUAGAUAAGUGGCAUGUCAAGUUUGACGGAUCUGCCAAGGGAAUUACAGUCGAAAGUUUCAUUUUUCGAAUCGAAAAGUUGCGUGAACAAUACGGUAUUUCGCACUACCAAUUGUUCACUUGUUUUCAUUGUCUGGUUACCGGUAAUGCCUUGAAGUGGUAUUGGCAGAUUCUUGAAGACAAUGCUGAUGACCCGAGCUUCGGCUAUUUUGAACUUAAGUCUGAACUGCUAAACCACUUCAAGACAGCUGAAUCAGACUAUGAGAUAAUUAGGGAAAUCAUGGAAAGGAAGCAACAGGUUCAGGAGUCUUUCGAGGAUUUCUACGGAGAUGUUCACAGUCUGACAUUCCGCCUUAGAAAAAAAAUACCAGAGAAGGAGUUGGUAGGCAUUAUUAGGGGAAACCUUAAGCCGUACCUCGCGAAUCUAACUUUUGCCUCAAAAAUGGAGACGCUAGCGGAUCUCAAAAGCGAGUGUAAGAGGGCUGAAAAGGUGAUGCGCGAUAACAAGAAUAGACCAAAACAGGUUAAUGAGAUAGAUUUUACGGAGCCUCCAUGUUUAGAGAAGACAGAAGAUAGGAGAGUAGAAGAAAUAGGUAGAAUGCAACGUAAAAAGCCACAGCAGUAUGUGAGUGUUCAACCUAAUGUGUCCCCGUCUAGUCGUCCUAAUGUAUCUUCGUCCUCCGUAGGUUCAUUUUGUCCGUCCCCUUUCCACCUCAUGUUAUGUUUUACCUGUGGUAUGCCCGUUGACCAUUUUUCCAAAAAUCCCACCGAAGCCCAAAAAGAUAGUAAGUGUAAUUCGUCCUUUCAUAAUAUGAUUUGUUUUUCUUGUGGAGGUGAUACGUCUUAUUGUGUGUUUAAACCAGUGCAGGGAAACUUAAAACUGGCCGAGAUAUCCGGGGACUCACGCCAGAUGGAGGAGAACCCGGAAAACAAGUAGUCAGGGUCCUUAGUAGAAACACAAUUACCAGUGAAAAGCAUGAUAAAGAACAGGAAAAAAGCGAAGAAGAUAGGAGCAUUAUUAGGAAGAGUCUACACCAAAGGAAGAUCGAAUACGACGAGGCACGCAGGCGUAUUUUUUGUGAGGGAAUUAUAGGGAAGAAGAGAAAUAGGAACUUUGCUAAAAUCCAGAAGAUGAGGGCUAAGAAAAAGAAUCUCAAGAGGAUACAUAAUAAGAUUAUUUCCACUAUUGUUACCA